Molecule: messenger RNA, 1245 nt
Organism: Encephalitozoon cuniculi GB-M1
Lineage: Eukaryota; Fungi; Microsporidia; Unikaryonidae
Product: Nha1p-like protein
Exons: 1
Coding region: 1-1245 (414 amino acids)
Biological process (GO): sodium ion export across plasma membrane; proton export across plasma membrane; regulation of membrane potential
Cellular component (GO): plasma membrane
Molecular function (GO): sodium:proton antiporter activity
Source: RefSeq, marked provisional
AUGGAUGAUGUCUUUAAGCUCUUACUUGCCUCCUCGUCGUUUGUCCUGCUGUUUGGGCUAGCUUCGAAAUACAUCAAGGACAGCCUGCUUCUAUCGGAGCCCUUGGUCUCAGUACUAACAGGUAUAGUUCUUGGGCAUCAUGUACUGAAUGUAUUCGAUACAAAUUACGUAUACUCAAAGAUCAUGAUGUACAACUUCUCAAGAGUCGUCCUUUGCAUUCAGACAAUGACAGUUGCAAUGUCCCUACCAAAGAACUAUGUAUUAGAAAAAUGGCAGUCCAUAUUUGUCCUUGUUGGGAUGGUGGGAAUAAUCAAGUGUUUCUUUUCGUUUUGCCUAGUAUACCUAUUCACCAACUACAACAAGGCAACAUCAUGGUCACUAGCUUCCUGCCUGACUCCCACAGAUCCCAUUCUGAGCUCCAGCAUAAUACAUGGAAAGCUUGCCAUGAAGAUGGUUCCGGAGAGAAUCAGAAUGCUCCUUGCUGCAGAAAGUGGAAUAAACGAUGGAAUGGGGAUCUUCCUUCUCUUCCUCGGGCUUGAUUUACUUAGGCAUGGGCUUAGAAAAGGGAUGUAUCCGUUCUUCAUUGACAACUUGCUCAUCAGAGUGUUUGUAUCCGCAUUGAUAGGCCUUGUUAUAGGCAUCCUAUCAAGGCAGGGCUUGAAGUACUGUUAUACAAAAAGGCUGGCAGGUGUUGAGUCCUUUCUUAUCCACGGUGUGAUUCUGACUGUGUUUUCAAUGGCACUUAUGGAGUUUAUGGGUGGAAGUGAGCUGAUAUGCAUAUUCUUUGCCGGAAUAGUGUUUUCCUUUGACGAGUGGUUUGUAUUGGAAACCAAGAACUCAAGGCUACAGGAAAUAACAGAUACAAUUCUCAGCACCUCGUUCUUCCUAUUUUUUGGAUCGAGAAUAGAUUUCAGCAGGUUUACAUUGUCGAAUGUGAUUAUUUCGCUUACUAUAAUCUUCAUCAGGAGACCUGCUAUAUGCUAUCUGAUGUAUCCACACAUCCCGGAACUGAGAUCUUUCAAGGAAGCUCUGUUUAUCGGCUGGUUCGGCCCAAUUGGAGUAGGAGCGCUAUACUACGCACUCCUCACAGAUAAAAUCCAGGAAACCCUUACAAUAGACUUUGUCAGCUGUACUGUGUUUCUGAGUGUCCUGAUACACGGGCUAACCGUCCCGAUGUAUACCUAUAUGAAGAGAGAAAGGCUGGAGUCCAGCUAUGAGGGCCAAGCCCACUCAGAGGCCUUCUGA